Danio aesculapii is the source of this 3367-nucleotide messenger RNA. RefSeq names its product UDP-Gal:betaGlcNAc beta 1,4- galactosyltransferase, polypeptide 1 (gene b4galt1). Gene Ontology annotation, biological process: carbohydrate metabolic process; protein N-linked glycosylation. The transcript has 6 exons. The coding region runs from base 179 to 1333 and encodes 384 amino acids. The record is from RefSeq and is a predicted model, not a curated record. NCBI's taxonomy places the organism in Eukaryota, Metazoa, Chordata, Actinopteri, Cypriniformes, Danionidae. Gene Ontology annotation, molecular function: cytoskeletal protein binding; beta-N-acetylglucosaminylglycopeptide beta-1,4-galactosyltransferase activity.
UCUUCAAGACAGAUCUUCAUCAAUGCCGGAAAGACUGGACGUGGACGUACGCGAUCGCUAUCACAAAACUCUCUGAGAGGGACUACGCUGGUCAUUCUAUGAAGGAACGGACAGAUGUGUUUUAGUUUUAGGACUUUUUAUUCCUCGUGAAUGAACCGGUCUCUGUAGUUUUGUGAGAAUGUCGGAGUCGGUGGGAUUCUUUACUAAAGCCUGCGUCGUGCUCGUGUUGCUCUGCGGGCUUCACCUCAUCGUGGCACUGAUUUUCUAUUUAUCAGAGUCGCCUUUAGUUAAAUUUAGGAAUUAUCGACACAUUUCAUUUAUCUCUGAUAUAGUUAAUUCACAAACUCACGGAGAGUUAGGACAGACUGUCAAUGAAACACUUGACGUAGUUGAAUAUAAACGUAUCUAUAAUAACGAGACUGUCAUUAAUGAUGACGAAGAGAAACCUGCCGAAGUACUACAGUCGUGUCCUGAAACUUCGCCACUUUUGGUGGGUCAACUGCGAGUUGAAUUUUCGACCCCGGUGGAUUUUAAUUUGGUGCGUAAAGGCAAUGAGCAUCUGACGAUGGGCGGCAGGUCUAAACCCACCAAAUGUGUGGCUCUGCAAAAAGUGGCAAUAAUCAUCCCAUACAGAAACAGAGAAGAACACCUCAAAUACUGGCUCUACUACCUUCACCCCAUUUUAAAGAGACAGCAGCUCGAUUAUGGGAUUUAUAUCAUAGAACAGGAUGGAGAGAACACAUUCAACAGGGCCAAACUGCUCAAUGUGGGUUACGCAGAGGCGCUGAAGGAGUACGACUAUGAUUGUUUUAUCUUCAGUGAUGUAGACAUCAUCCCUAUGGACGAUCGCAACACCUACGGGUGCUCCAGUCAGCCGCGCCACCUCUCCGUCUCCAUGGACAAAUUCGGCUUCAGGUUGCCAUAUAAACAGUAUUUUGGGGGAGUAUCAGCGAUGAGCAAAAAGCAGUAUGAGAAGAUCAAUGGCUUUCCCAAUAAUUACUGGGGCUGGGGAGGAGAGGAUGAUGACAUAUUUAACAGGCUUUCAAUUCGAGGUAUGAGGAUAUCAAGACCAAGCGCAGAGAUUGGCAAGUGCAAAAUGAUUCGUCACUCGAGAGACAGGAAAAACGAGGAAAACCCACAGAGAUUUAGUAGAAAUGCUCACACACGACAGACAAUAAACACGGACGGCAUCCGAUCGCUCACGUACAAAGUGGUAAAUAUAGAGAAAGACCUCCUCUACACCAAAAUAAGAGUGGACAUCGGCAAACCGUUAAACCUCCAGAACUCCAAAGAAAGAUUUAGCUCUCAACAGCUGAUGAAAAAUGGAGCUUAACUGAAAAUCUCACCAUCCUGAAAGACUUUCCAAGCAGAAGGAAUUAGGAUUGCUGACAUUCCUGUGGAUUUGCUCACCUUUGUGCCUCAUAAGCAUGUCAAUUGUGACUUUAAUGAACGUACAUUUUGUAAACCUUUCAUUCAAAGCAGCCAGUGAAUAGUGUGCCUCAGGGAGCAAUUGCACACUGUGAAAAAUGCACAAAUUCAGCCAUUAACAUAGAGGAGUGAGGAGUGCAAAGACCUGACUAUAAGCAUUCAGUUUGUAAUCAGAAUCCAAUUACAGUGUGCCUGUAAUUAAUUUUAUGAAACCAAAGUAACCCUGUAUGGGUUUUUAUAUAUAUAUUUAUAGGAUAUGAUAUUGUUACGUCACACCAGAGUUCCAUUUUCCUGAAUUUUAUCAUGUGAGAUUGCAUUAAUUUUUAAUCAAGUUCAAAAACAGAAGUUGAUAUUGUUGAGCAAAUUAUAAUUUAGACACAAGAGUUGUGUUCCUGAAUGAAUGUGCUUUUUGAAUGAAUCCCAAUGAGCCAAAAUUAUCCAAAUGUGACUUUAUAACUCAUAACUGCUCAAUUCUGAGGGAUUAACGAUUAUUUUUGUUGAGAUGCAAUUAUAUUUCACAAUCCUAACCUGUAAGUGAGAUAUAUACUCGAAAUUCUGACAUUUUUCAGUUUGUUUACAAUUUUGAGACAAAGUCAGAGUUGCAAGUUUACGGGCUCUAUUUUAACAAUCUAGGCGCAAAGUCUAAAGCGCAUGGCGCAAAAGCAUUAAGGGCAUGUCCGAAUCCACUUUUGCUAUUUUAAGGACGGAAAAAUAUGCUUUGAGCCCUGGCACAUGGUCUAACAGGGUUGAGCUUAUUCUCUUGAUGAGUUAUGAGUGUGUUUUGAGCAUAACGUGCACCAAUGAGAGUCUAAUCUCCCAUUCCCUUGAAGAGUCAGUUGCAUCGCGCCAUGGCGCAUUUGCUUUUUAUAUGGCAGACUUUGAAAAAGGAGAAACUAAAUGCUUCACUGCCGAGAAAACAGUUAAAAAGAUCAUCUGCAGCGCAAGGAUAAAGAAUGAGCCUCCUCCAUUCAGCCUCUUUACUUUCUCUUUACUCCUUUACUUUUGUGGAUAAGGAAACGGUGUUGUACACACUCCACUGAAGACAUCCAUUAGCCUACAUAUUUAAUUUUGUUUAAGCACAAAGAUUUGUUUCUAAACUAUUUCUAAAUUCAGUACUAAUAUUCAGCAAAUUAAUAAAUGAACAAUAAUAGUGAAGUGUGGUAAAAAACUGAGUUAUAUUUAAACACGUCCUAUUCUUAUGCCCAACAUGGUGAUGCAUAUGGUCUCCAAAAUCCGACAGGUGGACAAAUCGAAACUUGUUUUUAUUAAAACAAAUAUAUUACAUAUAACAUUUUAAUACUUACAUUUUCUUAAAUGUAAAGAUAUUUGUGUAUUGCUGUAUAUCCUUUGUGUAUUAAGCAAUGUGUAAGCGUUUUGGAUCUACAUAGGUGCAUAACUACAAUGCGAUCUGCGCUGGACUUUAGACCAGCUUUCAGUUGGUCAGUGGCGCAGUCAAUUUCAGUUCCUCAAAAUAGUAACGUACUAACAAUGUGCCUUAACACACCUCCUUACUAGACCAGCCCACCCAUGAGUCCAGAAAGUGGCGCAAAUGGAUUUGCCAUUUACAUGGCGCAAAACAUGAAAAUUAGGGUUGUGCUGGUCUGAAAAUAGCAACAAAUCAUGCCAAACACGUCUUGCGCCUUAUUGCGUUUGGUGUAUGAUAGGGCCCUAUAUCUCACAAUUCUGACUUUAUAAUACGCAAUUGCAAGUUUUUGUCGAGAAUUUUUUUUAUAGUAUAUAGCCUUAUACACUAUUUCAAUUUACUUUGAUAUUUUAUGUGAAGCUGCAUUGACACAAUCUACAUUGUAAAAGCGCUAUACAAAUAAAGGUGAAUUGAAUUGAAUACACUGCAAAAAUGCUUUUCUUACUUAGAUAUUUUGUCUUGUUUCUAGUCUAAAUAUCUAAACAUUCUUAAAUCAAGAAGCAUUUUCUAGCCACG